This is a messenger RNA of Erythranthe guttata (spotted monkey flower), 1293 nucleotides long. Its product is annotated as ATP-dependent Clp protease ATP-binding subunit CLPT1, chloroplastic. NCBI's taxonomy places the organism in Eukaryota, Viridiplantae, Streptophyta, Magnoliopsida, Lamiales, Phrymaceae. The record is from RefSeq and is a predicted model, not a curated record.
ACGAGAGACUGCAAAUUUGUUUCACCAUAGAUUUCUAUCCAUAUUUCCAGUUUAAUUAACUAGGAAGGUUCACAAACUACCAUGCCCAAAACCCCACAAUCUUCCUCACGCAUCCAUUUCUAGCAUUUGGUGAGCAAUUUAACUUGCCCAGCUAAUUAAAAUUCAGUUGCAGUUGUCGAGAAAAAUUCGCUUCUCCAAUGGCCGCCGCUCAAGGGCUGUCCGUGUUUCCAAUUACACCGUCUUCUUCAGCCACGAAUCAGUCUUGCAGGAAACCAUUUGAGCUGGUUUUGAGUUUCAAUCCUUCGACUUCUUUUACGGGCACGAAGUUAUCCGUUCAACCCUUGAGUUUCAAUCAGAUGGCUUCAAAACGACGUAGUUCCGCUGUCGCCACCAUCUCCUUCAGUCUACCUACCACAAAUAAAGAGGGGAUUGCUUCUGAUAAGAUGCCUAAAUGGUCAGCACGUUCGAUAAAGUCGUUUGCCAUGGGUGAGUUGGAAGCAAGGAAGCUCAAGUAUCCGAGUACCGGGACAGAAGCUCUGCUUAUGGGUGUUUUGGUCGAAGGAACCAGUUUUGCAGCAAAGUUUUUGAGGGAAAACGGUAUUACGCUUUUUAAGGUCCGAGAUGAGAUUGUGAGUUUGUUAGGGAAAUCCGACAUGUACUUUUUCAGUCCAGAGCAUCCUCCCUUGACUGAACCAGCUCAGAGGGCUCUCGACUGGGCAGUUGAAGAGAAGCUGAAAUCAGGUGACAGCGGCGAAAUAACAAGCGCGCAUUUGGUUCUUGGAAUUUGGUCACAGAAGGAAUCUGCAGGGCAUAAGAUAAUGGCUUCUUUUGGCUUUGAUGACGAAAAGGCCGAAGAAUUAGCCAAAAACAUGGAUAAGGAUGUAAUUUUCAGCUUCAGAUAAACUGCUUCGGUCGGGUCUGAAAAUCUCGCAAUCUUUUCGGUGGCAUCUUCAAGAGCACGAUGCUUCUUAUGUUUAUUUACAUUGGUAUGUUUUUUACACACUUGAAGAAGUUUUUGAUAAUAUUCUUUUAAAGAGAUUAAUUUACUAUUGAGUAAUUAAUGAAUUAAUAUUGUGGUGUGGUGGUGCACGCACGUGCGGGUGUUCAAAUAAUUAGGGUGAUAUAUAUAUAACAAUGAUGAUGCACGUGCUCAGUCAGGGUUAAUCGAAUUGGGUCACUGGGGUUGGGGUUAAUGCGUCAUGUUUUAUGUUCAUACAUGUUUGUAAGUAUUUGUCUUAAAUUGGGACCAUUACUUUUGUGGAAUGUCUACCAAAAGCAAGGCACAAACACUAA